This is a messenger RNA of Nylanderia fulva, 8498 nucleotides long. RefSeq names its product small subunit processome component 20 homolog. The record is from RefSeq and is a predicted model, not a curated record. NCBI's taxonomy places the organism in Eukaryota, Metazoa, Arthropoda, Insecta, Hymenoptera, Formicidae. Gene Ontology annotation, cellular component: small-subunit processome; 90S preribosome; nucleolus.
CCACGUGCAUCGCAUGCCUACAUUUGUUGUGUCAUACAGAUUUCAAGUUUUCGUGAUGUUUAAUAUUUAGUCUGAUUAGAUUUUAAUCAACGAAAGAAUCACUUUUUCUCUCAAGAUGAAGACUAAACCGACUCGUCACAAGGAAACGAAUACUUUUCAGUUCAAACCGUUCUCUGAAAGAGUGACGGAAAUCGAUGUCGAUGUCUUUCAUCGCGUAGUGCAUCGGUAUGAAGAUAAUGACGAGGAAGUAGAGACUUAUUUUCACCAAACGCUACAGAAAUGGAAUGUCCUCAACUUAACGGAGGGCUAUGUCACUUUUAAGAAGCAAAUGAGGAACAUUGUUACAUUGCCUCAAUUGAUUCACAAGAAGCAAUAUGUCAUCGACACGCUUAUGGAGUAUUUGAAGAAGCGAGAUCCCUGGUGUCUGCAGCCUAUUCUAGAAUUAGUAGUAGCUGUAGCGAGGGAUCUUCAAAAGGAUUUUUACGAAUACUUUCCAACAUUCUUAUCUGAAAUGAUCAAUUUAUUACAAACAAAAGAUACAGAGCAGAUAGAAUAUACAUUUACCACUCUGGCAUAUCUAUUUAAAUUUUUAUGGCGAUAUUUAAUAAGAAACGUAAGAACUGUGGUCAAUCUACUGUUGCCAUUAUUGUCUGACACACAACCGGUCUAUAUAAACAGGUUUGCCGCCGAAAGUUUUGCAUUUGUAGUUCGUAAGAUUAAAGAUAAAGAGUCCUUUCUAAAAUUAGUACUGCAUAUUUUGGAAGAUAAUGCAAAUGGAGUAUCAGGUUGCGGAAAAUUAUUAUUUGAAGUUGUCUUUGGCAUCACGGGACAAUUUCACUCUUGCGGAGAACAAAUGUUACUGAUUUAUUUUAAUGCUUUGCAAGAUCAGUCUAUGAAUCAGAGUCUUACUUAUGAAAUAUUGAAAGAGAUCAUAAAUUGCAUCCUGCAAAAUAUACAUCCUCAAAAAUGUGGUAUUAUGUGGAACGUUAUAUUAAAAGUAAUAGAUAUGUUUAGCGAACAAUCGAAGCAAUCGUUGAAAUCUUCCGAAAGAGAAGACGCGUUAGUUUUAUUUCUACGUCUUAUACAUAUAAUUAUUAGUUAUAAAAAUGGAAAGUUUUUAAUCGAUACUAUAUCUCUGAUAAAAAAAUUAAUUGUUAUAAUGGACACAUUAAAUGAAGAUAAUAUUUUGCAAGAGGUGAUUAAUGUGUCUGUUGCUAUUCUCUUGGCAUCCAAUGUCAAAUUAAUGCAAGAAAAUUCGAGUCAACUGUUGUUGAAAAUUAUGGCGGUGAACAAUACAAAAUUAUUGUACUUUGCUGUUGAAAAGUUGAUGCACUAUUCUUCAUUUGAAACCUUAGUCUUACCUCAUGCAUUACGUCGAAUUAUCUCUAUUGGAUUUGACAGUGAAACGUUGCUUCUCUUUGCCAAAAUAAUUCUUGUCAAAGCAUCACCUUGCCUUAAUGGUAUAAGUUUGAACAAAUGGAAGAAAUAUAUAUUAGACAUACGAAAUAUCAGAGUUGAAAACAUCGAUUAUUUCUCGUCGGAAUUGAGGACAUUAUCUACUGAUUCUGUUUCGUUCGAUGCAAUGAGGAUAUUGAUAAUUUUACCGCACCUAAAACCAUUGCACGAAGAAUUUAAAACUGCAUUAAAAACUGGAUUGUUAUUUACGUAUCAAAAAAUGCUGGAAUACGAUAAAAGUAUAGAAGAUGCUGCAAGCCUCAAUAGAACUAGUUUUAUAUUUUUAUUAAUGCUAGAAUCGAUAAUACAUAUAUUAGAGCCGAGUGAGCUUCACGAGUUUUUUGUAAAAUCCAACAUAACAAUAGCUGAUCUUAUUAACAAAUAUCACGAUAACAAGUACAUCAUAAACGCGAUAGAUCUCUGCUUGACAUAUUUCGUUGCCUCAGAGUAUCACUCCAACUAUAUCAAUUCCGCAGUUUUCGAUACAUUAAAUAACAAUAUAGUGAAGAGGCUGAGUUCGCCUUACAGUAAUACUCGAUUGAUCGUAGCACACUUAUAUUCUUUAUUUGGUAACGUUGAUGAUCUGAGAGGGCCUUUGAUAACGCAGGAUGAUGGCAACACAGGCAAAACUGCCAUGGAACUUGUCUAUUUGGUAGAAUGUGAAUCCGCAACAGUACAAAACUAUCGUGCCAAAUUAUUGCAUUUGCAAGCUUUAGGAUUUCAGAAUCAGGCGAUAACUAAUUUAAAUUCAAGAUAUUACGAAUUCCCAUUGCGUUGCCUGAUCGCUAAUCUAUAUGUCAAUUUCUCUCUGCUCUGGCAACCUGUAAGUAUAGUCCUAGCUAGUUACGGCAACAAAGAAUGUCCACAGUUCUGGCCGACGUUUCUGGCCGAAUUAACGUCCAACAGUGUGCCAGAAGUUGAAUCGAGAUCGUUGUUCGAUUGCGACGUCAUCUCCUCGUUGGAGAUCCAGAUAGAGAAGCGCAACGACAAGCCCGACUUCGAAAAUUACAAGAUACUCCUCUGGAAAUGUAUGACGCACUUCUCCCAUUACGCCGAGACGAAGAAUAGAGAUUUAACUGGAUUGUUUAUCGAUUUUAUAAAUACAAAUUUCUUUAAAUCUAACUCCGAAGAUGGCAAGUAUUGCAAUAUCAAGAAGCGCAAGUGCGGAAUCGACAUAAAUAAUGACAUGAAUGAUAAUGAAGAAGAAGAAGAAGAAGAAGAAGAAGAGGAAGAACGGAUUGAAAUUAUAAAGACUACUCAAGUGGAUGCGAAGAGUAGAAAUUACAAGGUGAAACAUCUACUUGCUCAGAUGGAGAUAUUUGAAAAAGUGUCAAAUCCAAAGAUGUUGCACAGAGAAUCAGAGAUGCGUCAGAUUUACUUGGACCUACUCUGUUCGAAAAAUGCCGACAUACAGAAAGCCGCCUUAAAUUGUCUCUUUGCUUAUAAGCACGAGUAUCUUUUGCCAUACAAGGAAUCGUUAUACGGUUUGAUAAACGAGAAGAAUCUGAAGAACGAGCUCGCGCGUUUUAAACUGGAUCGAGAGAGUGAUGUAAUAAAGGAGAUGCAUCGUGAGAAUCUCAUACCGAUUAUAAUGAGAAUUAUCUAUGCGAAAAUGCUUAUGAAGACCGGUAUAAGAACCGGCGGGAAGGCCGGCGGAUUUACACGGCGGAAAAUGGUACUGCGUUUCCUAGGUGGCACCCAGGAGGACGAGAUGAUUGUAUUCGUCAAAAUGGCCUUUCGACCCUUCAAAGCGUACGUGUCGCUGGAAGUGGAAGAAGACGAGGCGUUCGAUUUGAAGCGAUACACCGAGAACAUCGUCGACGCGAUCGAUCUGGAUAACGUUAUGCCACCUAAACGUAUGCAAAGCGCUGUGAAUCUGCUAGGGAUAGUGAUGGAACAGUUCGGCGGGAAGAUGUCGACAAGACUGUUGCCGCGUUUGCUCAGGAUAUUGAUCUGCAUCCUGGCGGAGGUGAUCGGAAUUCUAAGUAGAUCGGACGAGAUUUAUCCAGGAUACCUGUCGGCGAUCAAGAACGUGCGAACCAGUUGCAUAGGCAUCUUGGCAAGAUUUUUCGUGCAUUUCGAGGACUACGACUGGAAGCGACACGAGAUCGACGCGGUCUACCACGUCGCGAUAUUUCCCCAGUUGCAGAAAUUACCAGUUGAGGGUAUACACAGUCCCACGGCCUUGUUGAAGCUGUUCAUGGCAUGGGGUCAAAAUCCACGGUAUCAUCCAUUGUUCGUGAAACAUCGAGAGGACGACGAGUCGAUCAGCCCUCUUCCUUACAUCGUGCAACUGCUCUUGAAUCCCAAAACACACCAGUCUGUCGUCAACGCUAUUUUGGAAAUUAUUGAGAAAUUACUGACGUUAAAGGAUUACGGACAAUCGAACGAGGAUAGCAUGCAAGUAGAUAAUCCGCCGUCCUUACCACUAAUACCAAUACUGACGAAUCUGCUUGAUAAGGAAAAGAACAUACCGAACGGGAUCAAUUAUGGCUCCUCCAUCCUUCUGCCGCAUAUCCCUCGCAUUUUGGAAUUUAUCAGAAAUAAACUGGAGAAAUCCAACAGAGGCAUAAACAAGACCGAAUUGCUCAUAUUGUCGCGAAUCUCCGAAUUUGUCACGGACGCUGAGACGUGCGACACAGUGUUGAAACUGAUACUGCCUGUGUUAGUGAAGAAGGCUGCAAUUGGCAAUAACGAAGAAGCUAUCGUGGAGCUUACGACGACCGUGAUGAAUCUCGUAAAACUUGCGAACAAGCCGGAGACUCACGUGCGUGCUAUCGCACCGCUAAUGGGUCUUGUAUCGGACGUGUCAGCUCGCAAACUUCUUCUGCAGCUGUACGGCGCCAUCGCCGAGAAGUCCUCGGAGGAGUGUCGCGAGACUAUGACACGAGAUCGCGAUAUCCUGAUUGCGCUCAACGCGUGGGAUCGCAGGUGGAUCGAUCAGCCUGACUUUCAGAGAAGACUGGACGCCUUCGACGAAAUUAAAGGUUUGACUGAGAAAAACGCGAUCACCCUGGAAUUCGGCGUGAUUGUGAUACACAACUGCUUUCACUUUCUGAAGACCGAGUCGGAUCUGGCGAUGAGAGAUUGCGCCGGUCAGUGCUUAAAACUCGUGGGAUCUAGAUUGGCGAAGGAACACCAGACUAAUCCUUCUAACAGACGUUAUCUGAUGGACGACACAAUUCUGGCGCUUACGAGAAAGGGGAUCACGAGCAGAAACGAGACUAUUCGUCUGCAAUCGAUAGCCUUUUUAGGACACAUGGCUCUGGAAUGCGCGGAUGUGCAUCCUAUCUUGCGAGACAUGUCAUUAUUAACUAAUCCAACCGAUCCCGAGGUCGAUUUCUUCGAGAAUAUGCAGCAUUUGCAGUUGCACAGACGAGCUCGUGCGUUCUUGAAGUUCUGUACACUCGCCAAGACGUUACGGAAACCGUUCAAUUCUCGAACCUUGACGCAAUUCAUCCUUCCCCUCUGCUCUUCUUAUCUAUGCAACGAGGCUUUCAUUAAUAAAAAUAGCCUCAUCGACGCCGCCAUCGAAACUGUCGGGGUGGUCUGCAGACUUUUACCGUGGCAUCAUUACGAGAUCAUCUUGAGACAUUAUUUGAAUAAACUGAAGAGAUCCAUAGAGUUUCAGAAACAACUCAUUAGAAUAGUAGUAGCAAUAUUAGAUUCGUUCCAUUACGACUUCUCAAAGUAUAAAGAAGUGCAAAAGAUUACUUCGGCAGGAACCAAAGAUGAUGCCACUGUGAUUAGCGAAGAGAAAACUAAUGAAUCGAUCGGCGAGGAGAAAACUAAUGAAGCGAUUGAUGAAGAGAAAACUAAUGAAGCGAUCGGUGAAGAUGCGAUUUUGGAGGAUAAAGAAGCGGAAGAAAUAUUGGAGGAAGCGCUAAAUGAUGAAAACGUCGAGAAUAUUGAAGAAGUAGAAGGAGAUACUGAAGCAGCGAAGGAAGAUUUACUAAUCGAAAGGCAGACGUUACUUUCGCAAAGCGGAGCGAAGAAAGUCAUGUUCAGUAUAUCGCAUGGUUUGUUACCCCAACUGCUUCGAUCUAUCACAGCUAGAACGCGACAGGACAGCAGUCAUAAGCUCAACAAGAAGAAAUUUGCGUCCGAAACGGAGGAAAAUGAUUUGAUGAGAGUUCCCAUCGCUCUUGCGCUUGUUAAAUUAUUACAGAAAAUGCCCGGGGAUAUUUUGGACGCAAACCUUCCAGGAAUUUUUAUGAAACUGUGUACAUUUCUUAAAUCGCGCAUGGAGUCAAUUCGACGUACAACUCGUGAGACACUGCAAAAAAUUAUGAUAACAUUAGGACCAAAAUAUCUUCAUCAUCUUCUGAAAGAAAUGAAUGCAUUAUUAACAAGAGGUUUUCAAGUGCACGUUCUGGUAUACACAAUACAGUCCGUAUUACUUGCACUGAAGCCAUAUUUUCAGAAAUUCGACAUUAAUCAUAAUCUACAAAGUAUUAUAUCUGUAUGCAAAGUCGAUCUGUUUGGCUUAACUGCGGAAGAAAAGGAGAUAUCUGGUAUCGUUAAAAAUGUGUCAGAAGCAAGGAGCACUAAAAGCUUCGACAUCUUCCAUAUAUUAGCAGAGUUUAUAACGGAAUCUUGUUUAUUGGACUUAAUCAUGCCGUUGAAAGAAGUGCUGUUGAAAACGCAUACGUACAAAACGAUAAACAAAGUUACGGAAUGUCUUCGAAACGUAACUCUGGGAUUGGCGGAUAACUCUUACAUACUACUGGAACAGAUGCUCAUAUUUCUCUACGGCAUCAUCUCGGAAAGCAUACCGGAUCUUCUGCCGGAGAAAGACGACAAAAAGCUCGUGGAAGAGAAAACGAAAUAUCUCGUGCCGCAGCAAUCAAACUGUUUCAUCAUACCACCAGCACCCAAAAACAGAAUGGGUAUUAAAGCCACAGCGAAAACCACCAGGCACAUCAAUGUUCACGUAAUGAUAGAAUUCGGUUUGAAACUGUAUCACAUACUAUUGAAACGAGACAAAAUUUCUUCUACGGAAUACAAACCCUAUUUGGAACCCUUUGUAUCGGUUUUGAGCGAUUGUUUAAAUUCUCAUCACGUUAAGCUGUGUACCGUGGCCUUGCAAUGCUUAAACUGGAUGCUGAAGAUGGACUUAACUUCGACAUUGGCAUCGAUCUCGGGAAUCUGUAAAGCCAUGUUCGAUAUCUUACAUAAAUACGCUGUCGCGGGAUUAAGCAAGGGAAACAACUUCGAUCUCGUGAUGGCGACAUUCAAAUGCAUGUCCGUGAUUGUUCGCGACGUGAAAUAUUUCAGCAUCGACGCCGAUCAGUUGAAGAUCCUCAUCUUAUACGCGGAACAGGAUCUGCACGACAGCGAUAAACACGCCACUGCGUUUACAUUGCUCAAGGCUAUAAUUCAUCGAAAAAUGAUCGUUCCUGAAAUGCAUGCUGUCAUGGAAAAAGUCGCUAAACUAAGCAUUACCACGGAAUUGGAGCACGUUAGAUUGCAAUCGCGUUCCUUAUUCUAUACGUACUUGAUGGAAUAUCCACUUGGCAAACAUUUAGACAAACACAUAUACUUUUAUCUCAAACAAUUGAGUUACGAGCUACAGCCAGGUCGAUUGAGCGCAUUGGAGAUGAUUCAUACUAUUGUCACAGGAUUUCCGUUAAAAAUUUUAAUUAAAAGAGCGGAGAUUAUAUUUCUAAUGACGAGUCCAAGAUUAAUAGACGACGAUGAUCCGACCUGCCGUAAACUUUGUGCGAAAUGUAUAACAGAAAUACUCACCCGGAUAUCCUACAAUGAAAAGAAUAAGCUAUUCGACAAUUGGCCCGUUCAGUGGCUAGGUAAUUCCAACAUAAGAUACCGAACGUUGGCGGCACAAUUAUGCGGCAUAUUUGUGACUGUUGAAAAACAUGAAUUUGAUUCACGAUUACCUCAAGUUUUGCCGUUGUUAUUGAAGCAGUUUCACGCAAAUGUCCCCGUUUUUGGCAAUGAACAGUCUGGAAUAUCUAUGAAGUUAAACAAUAAAGACCGCUUACAGAAAAAUGUAAAGGAUUUAGAAAGAGCGAAAGAUCAUCAUUUAAUUCAAGUUUUACAUUUAUUGUUGAAGAUAGCACGUUACACAUCAUUACUCACGAAUGAAAAGUACAAAGAUUCCAUCGAUUCUUUUGCCGAAUAUAGUCAAUCUUUGUUGUCUCACCCACAUAUUUGGGUUCGAUUAUCUGCCGCACAAUUUAUUGGAUUUAUCUUGACUACUCUGGACGUUGAUAAAAUUGUGACGCUUUUAAAUAAUCCAGAAAAUGACGAAGAACAAGAGGGAUACAUGUACUCAAAUCCUAUCGAUACUUUAAAAAGUUUGAUUUUAGACUUAAUAGCGCAACUUUAUCCAGAUAUGACAUUUGAAGAAUUAGCAGAUCAAGUUGUGAAAAAUCUAAUUUUUAUCGCACAAAUAUUAAAAUCAAUGAAAAUAUCGGAUGUGCAAGGUGAUAAACAGGAUGAUAAAAAUACAGCAAAGGAUAGCAAUAAUUUAUCUCUUUUUUGGCUUAUCAGAAAAUUGAGAAAAGCUGUUAAUGUAGAGAUAACACAAGCUCCCAAAUCGACAUCAGUAAGAACUGCAGCAUUCAAAUUUAUUGCUGGUGUAGUAACUACAAUUCCCAUGGAAUAUUUAAAUGCGAUACUUUUUAGUAUCAUGUCUCCAUUGGUACGAGAGAUAGCUAUAACAGAAGAAACAAAUGUUGAAUUACGUCGACUAGCUAAAGAAGUACUUGCUAUGAUUAAAAAAUCUAUAGGAAAUGAAGAAUAUGUUAAAUUAUUAAAUCGAGUACAACAAAAACUUGACAUUAAGAAAGCAGAGAGGAGAAAAGUUCGCACACAACAGUUUGUAGUUAAUCCUGAUCUAGCAGCCAAGCGCAAAUUGGCUAGACAACAAAAAAAGAAAGAAUCGAAAAAAAGGAAAAUAAAUAAUAUAAAAGCAAAUAAAGUAGUCAAAAAACGCAAAAAGAAAGUAGACCCAGACGAAGUGUAAUAUGCGUAAUUUAUAAAAAUUACAAUUUCACAAUGAUUAAUUACUAUUUGUAAAU